This is a messenger RNA of Oncorhynchus keta (chum salmon), 4476 nucleotides long. Its product is annotated as GTP-binding protein Di-Ras2. Gene Ontology annotation, molecular function: GTP binding; GDP binding; GTPase activity. Gene Ontology annotation, cellular component: plasma membrane. Bases 215 to 811 code for a protein of 198 amino acids. The record is from RefSeq and is a predicted model, not a curated record. The transcript is spliced from 2 exons. Lineage: Eukaryota; Metazoa; Chordata; Actinopteri; Salmoniformes; Salmonidae. Gene Ontology annotation, biological process: signal transduction.
AGCAAAAUCUACAGAGACUCAAAUCUCCUCUCCUGCAAGCUGCGCAUUACAUACCCGAGUCCACACAGAUGGAUUUUUAGAGGCAGACCUCAAUGCGGACGGAACGACAUGCACUAUCUGAUAUUUAAAUCCGUUCGAUACAACAUGAGAUCAACAGUCUAAAGUUUCAUCUUUUCAUCGUUUGUGUUGAUAUAUCCCCAGAUAAACAGUCAUCAUGCCGGAGCAGAGCAACGACUAUCGCGUGGUGGUGUUCGGCGCCGGAGGUGUGGGGAAGAGCUCCCUGGUUCUCCGCUUCGUCAAGGGGACCUUCCGCGACAGCUACAUCCCCACCGUGGAGGACACAUACAGACAGGUGAUUAGCUGCGACAAGAGCAUCUGCACACUCCAGAUCACAGACACCACAGGCAGCCACCAGUUCCCCGCCAUGCAGCGUCUGUCCAUCUCCAAGGGCCACGCCUUCAUCCUGGUCUACUCUGUCACCAGCCGUCAGUCUCUGGAGGAGCUCAAGCCCAUCUAUGAGCAGGUGUGUCAGAUCAAGGGCGAAGUGGAGACGUGUCCCAUCAUGCUGGUGGGCAACAAGUGCGACGAGACGUCGGCGCGCGAGGUGGAGACCACGGAUGGCGACGCCACGUCCAAAAAGUGGAAGUGUGCCUUCAUGGAGACGUCAGCCAAGACCAACCACAACGUCAAGGAGCUCUUCCAGGAGCUGCUCAACCUGGAGAAACGCAGGACUGUCAGCCUCCAGAUCGACGGCAAAUCGAAGCAGCAGAAACGUGCCGAGAAGCUCAAGGGCAAGUGUGUGGUCAUGUGACGUGGACUUAAGGAGAAGGAGUUGGUGGAAGUGCAGGAGGCCCGAAAAAUCUCAAAGGGACGAAAGGCAAGGAGCGAGGGAGAAACAAGGUUUGGAGGGGGUUCGGACUCUUGCCAUGGGGCAGACCGUGCAUCGUAAGACAAACUCCUGCAGACAAGCUAAAAUACCUGGAAGUUUACAUCCAACGGAAAGAGUGGAACAAGGGUAUGCCUACUACACUAAGAUUUAUUCAGCCUGACUCAUUGUCACAUCCAACAGCCAAUCAAACAGAGCGGAAGAGGCCCCAUGAAGAAGAUUUCUCCUUUUCAGCCACAUACACAGAGACGCUUUGAAUGAAAUCAUACUUAUUCCAAGUUUGCAACCAAGAGGAUUCUUUAAUUGAACCUACUGUAGAAUUGCACCCAUUCGAGGUCUCAACACUAAUCAGCACCAGUGCUUGGCAACCUUCCCCUAGCCCCCAGAGACCCCUAACCUCUACGAAAACCCCAGAGACAGACAGAGCUGAGCUAAACAGAGGCAGUCCGAGAGAUGCAUGGAUCCCAUAGCUGACAUUUUAGAAACCACUAGAUUUGUAUGUCUGCAAAAACAUUGACAGAAGCCAGGUAGUAAAAUGGUGACCAGGAAAAGUAUGUUUUUAGAAUGGAAUCCAACUCAUAUUUUGCUCCCAAGAUUAUUGCUAUACAGGAGCAGUACUCUUAGGAGCGGACGUGGCAGUUGAGUCAAACUGUCAGGCUGUCUGUUAGGUACUUAAAACACAAAAUACAAGUGUUUUACUCUAUUGUUUUUUUAUUUAUAUUUUUAUAGUUUAGUAUUUUUUGUUGUUGUGAAGGUUAUAUUUUCUAUUUAUACUGUUCGAAGUUAUGGCCAAUGUAUCCCCAAUAUCCCCAAGAGAAGUCAUACAUACAUGGAUUUAUGGUCAGAUCUGUUCCAUUGAUGGUGGUGUGACGUGCAUUUAGAAAUAUAUGUUUUACCAAUAUUUAUAGUGUUAUAGUCCAUUUGACAAGGAGAACUACAAUUAACUACAAUGGAAAAAAAGCACUAUAAACCUUUUAAGAAUGUUUAGCAAAGACUAUUCCUUAGUAUUGAGACUAGUUUUGAUCAUAGAUCAUAGUUGUAGAUUGCGUUGCAGUCGAAUUGAUAUACAUUGUUAGUUAUCAUUUGAGAUGUUUUCGAUAGACUUCUAUCAAGGGCAAUGGCAGAGGGAGAUAGGAGCUUCACAGCAAUAUUACGUAGAUAAACUGUGUGAUUUGUGAUGUCACUUCCUUUGGAGGUAUUGGGUUGCCAUUCAAUUUAUUUCCUUGUCACCACCAUAUUUACUAUCAUCAUCAUGCAUUAUAUGCAGAUGUGUAUGUCUUGUGUCAACAUAGCUUAAGGUUUUUCUUAUUACAUUUUUAUAAUAGGAAUGAUAUAUUACCAUAAAUUGGAGGAAGACAAUUUAACAUAGGAAAUAAGCAUAGAUUCACUUUUUCAACUAUUCAAAAUGUCAUUGCUCCUAGAAAACAUGAAGUGUAAACAGAACAUGUCUGUGUCGAUAACUUGUGUUAUCUUUUUCAAAAUAAGGUACUGUCACAAAAUGGCAGAGCAAACAUAUAACACUAUAUACUGGCAGUUGUGGUAUUUAUCAGUGUGUUACCAUAAAGACAGAAUGAGAGUUAAAAAUAUAAAAAAUAUCCCUCACACGGAAAGCAAAUGUUUAGCUAACUUUAUCCAUUUCAGUAGACCUGUGUCACGUAUGUACACAUUGGACAUAUAUCUGUUUCAUCCAUUUUAUUUUGGAGAAUCAUACUCAAUAUGUAACCGUGUAUUUUACAUUAUAUUUAUUGUUAAUACCUUGGCAGACAAUUGAAAUGAAAGGAAUGGCAUGUGUGUAGAUAUUUUCAGUACGGCGGGGUGUUACUAUAAGCAGUGCGUUCUGGGUUCAUAGUUAGCUUGUAUUGCUGCCACUGGCUAGCUUUGUAUACAGAGCAAGUGAGUAGAGAAACUGUAAGAUAUUGGACAAGUCAAUAAUGUUGUUAAAUCGAGUUAGAUAGGUUUAUGCAAAUAGGCUCAUCCAAAGUAACUAGAGGAUGACAUGUCAAAUAACUUCCUUAAGUAAAUUUAGUGGAUCGUCGGAGUACAGUAAAACAUCAUCAGGAAAGUGUAACGUGGGUUAGGAAAGUGUAACGUGGGUUAGGAAAGUGUAACGUGGGUUAGGAAAGUGUAACGUGGGUUAGGAAAGUGUAACGUGGGUUAGGAAAGUGUAACGUGGGUUAGGAAAGUGUAACGUGGGUUAGGAAAGUGUAACGUGGGUUAGGAAAGUGUAACGUGGGUUAGGAAAGUGUUACGUGGGUUAGGAAAGUGUAACGUGGGUUAGGAAAGUGUAACGUGGGUUAGGAAAGUGUUACGUGGGUUAGGAAAGUGUUACGUGGGUUAGAAAGUGUAACGUGGGUUAGGAAAGUGUAACGUGGGUUAGGAAAGUGUUACGUGGGUUAGGAAAGUGUAACGUGGGUUAGGAAAGUGUUACGUGGGUUAGGAAAGUGUAACGUGGGUUAGGAAAGUGUAACGUGGGUUAGGAAAGUGUUACGUGGGUUAGGAAAGUGUAACGUGGGUUAGGAAAGUGUUACGUGGGUUAGGAAAGUGUAACGUGGGUUAGGAAAGUGUAACGUGGGUUAGGAAAGUGUAACGUGGGUUAGGAAAGUGUUACGUGGGUUAGGAAAGUGUUACGUGGGUUAGGAAAGUGUAACGUGGGUUAGGAAAGUGUAACGUGGGUUAGGAAAGUGUAACGUGGGUUAGGAAAGUGUAACGUGGGUUAGGAAAGUGUAACGUGGGUUAGGAAAGUGUUACGUGGGUUAGGAAAGUGUAACGUGGGUUAGGAAAGUGUAACGUGGGUUAGGAAAGUGUAACGUGGGUUAGGAAAGUGUAACGUGGGUUAGGAAAGUGUAACGUGGGUUAGGAAAGUGUUACGUGGGUUAGGAAAGUGUAACGUGGGUUAGGAAAGUGUAACGUGGGUUAGGAAAGUGUUACGUGGGUUAGGAAAGUGUUACGUGGGUUAGGAAAGUGUAACGUGGGUUAGGAAAGUGUAACGUGGGUUAGGAAAGUGUAACGUGGGUUAGGAAAGUGUUACGUGGGUUAGGAAAGUGUAACGUGGGUUAGGAAAGUGUAACGUGGGUUAGGAAAGUGUAACGUGGGUUGGGAAAGUGUAACGUGGGUUGGAAAGUGUUGGGUUAGGAAAGUGUAACGUGGGUUAGGAAAGUGUAACGUGGGUUAGGAAAGUGUAACGUGGGUUAGGAAAGUGUAACGUGGGUUAGGAAAGUGUAAGGAAAGUGUAACGUGGGUUAGGAAAGUGUUACGUGGGUUAGGAAAGUGUUACGUGGGUUAGGAAAGUGUAACGUGGGUUAGGAAAGUGUUACGUGGGUUAGGAAAGUGUUACGUGGGUUAGGAAAGUGUAACGUGGGUUAGGAAAGUGUUACGUGGGUUAGGAAAGUGUAACGUGGGUUAGGAAAGUGCUUCAAGACCAAUGCUACAAGAAUUCAAGCCUAUUUUCAGUCGACUUCAAAGCCAGAAUUAUUGAAUUUCAUACUUAACACUGUUUUAAUCAAAUGCCUGUAUAGACAUCAUGUGUGCCUACAUGUUUAUAUUUAAUUGUAUAUAUUGAGUCACAAGAAUAAAGGAAAUUAUGCAUUUAA